Molecule: messenger RNA, 5184 nt
Organism: Naegleria gruberi
Lineage: Eukaryota; Heterolobosea; Eutetramitea; Acrasida; Naegleriidae
Exons: 1
Coding region: 1-5184 (1727 amino acids)
Source: RefSeq, a predicted model, not a curated record
AUGCAUGUCAGUGGAGCCGAAUCCAAUGUUAAAUACAUAGUCAAGACCUAUUCAACUCUACCAGCCAACACCAAUCCAAAUGCCAUUCAAUUCUAUAACCACAAGAUGUAUGUAACAGGUUCCACUAAUAACAUCUAUGCAGUUUCGAAUAAUGGAAGUUAUACCAUCGUAAACCCAAUAUCCACUUUGGAUGCUCCAACAGGAAUACAUAUUGUGGAUGAUUGGCUCUAUGUUUCUAAUAGUGGAUCUCAGAAAGUUUCCAAGAUGUAUUUAAAUGAUUCUCCAAUUCAAGUAUUUGAUGUUUUAACAUUUUAUCCUAAUACGAAUCUUUUUGUUUUAUCAGAAAGUGAAUUGUAUGCAGUCGAUAAGAAUAAUAACUUGAUUCGACACUGGAAGGAUAGUUCCUUUGCAUUGGUUAGUGUUGGCAGUCUUAAUGGACCGAAUGGAAUUUUUAUUCGAAACAAUACUAUUUACUUUACCGAAAAUGGAGCUCGUACAUUGAAAGCAAUCGAUCAAAAUAAUCAAAUUUCAAUUCUUGCUUCAGAUAUUAAUGCGUAUUCAGUAUAUGUCACUGAAGAUAAUGUCAUUUUCUUUACAGAUUAUGUUGGUAGCCUAAUUUGGAGAAUUAAAGACGGUCAAUCUUCGGUAAUUGCUGGAUAUUCAGGAAGUUCUGGUAAUGAUAAUAAGGAGAAUGUCAAUGCCACUUCUAGUAGUGUAACUCUUCCUACUGGAAUAACAUUUGACAACUUGACAGGUAUAAUUUACUUUGCAGAAAUUUCCAAUCAACGAAUUCGUGGAUUGAUUCCAUAUUGUGAAACAGCUGGACAUUACUUGAAUGCACAAAAGUCACGUUGUGUGUCAAGUGUCUGUUCAGGAGUUGACAGCACCAACUCUUCUGUUUGUUCAUCACGUGGUAUUUGUAAUCAAACCAAUCAAUGCUCAUGCCAAUCAAAGUAUUUUGGUGAUAAUUGUGAAUUGACAAGUUGUAAUGGAAUUCAAAGUAAUUCAAAUUUGGUUUGUUCUGGAAAUGGAACUUGUCAAGAUUACAAUUUUUGUAAUUGUAAGAAUGGUUUGCUUGGAAAGAAUUGUCAAAUUGCAACUUGCUUUGGAAUUUUAUCCAAUCAAACAAGUGCUUGCAGUAGUGGAAGAGGUAUUUGUCAAGGAAUGGAUUUUUGUAAUUGUUCGAAAGGUUUCGUCGGCCAAGAUUGUGCUGAACAUACAUGUGGAGGCAUUUCUUAUAAUAACACAGCAACUUGUUCUGGAAAUGGAACGUGUGUUGGUGUAGAUAGCUGUUCUUGCAAGGAGGGUUUUUAUGGAGAUAACUGUCAAAUGCCAAAAUGUUUUUCAAUCAUGUCAAAUGACACGAGUGUUUGCUCUGGUAAUGGAGAAUGUAUUGGAAAAGAUAAGUGCAAUUGUAAGAGUGAUUAUUCUGGAUAUCGUUGUGAAAUAACUUCAUGUUUCGGUAUCCCAUCAAACUAUUCGAAUGUUUGUUCUGGAAAUGGAAAUUGCACUUUCAAAGAUUUCUGUAAUUGCACAUUUGGAUAUUUAGGUAAACAAUGUGAAGUUGCUCCUUGUUAUGGAAUUCCAGCAAAUUAUUCGAAUGUCUGUUCUGGAAAUGGAAAUUGUAAUGGAAAAGAUAAUUGUAAUUGUCAACCAGGAUUUUCAGGAAAUCAAUGUGAAAUUCCAACUUGUUUUGGAAUUUUGGGAAACAGUUCAAUGGCGUGCUCUGGCAAUGGAGAAUGUCAAAAUUUAGAUCAAUGCAAUUGUAAUUCAAAUUAUACUGGAUCAAAAUGUGAUGUUCCUAUAUGUUUCGGUAUUGCAAAAAGUUCUAGUUUAGUUUGCUCAGCUAUUGGAAAUUGUACGAAACCUGAUUUUUGUGAAUGUCCAUCAAAUUAUGAAGGAUACGAAUGUCAAUUUCGCAUCACUCCAAGAAAAUUACAAACUAAUGGCAUUCCAACUGCAAUUGUCCAAGGAAUUUCCACAACUUUUGAUUUGAAAGUUAUUGGAAUGGAAUUGAGAACAUUUAGUGAUCUAGUCAACUCGAGAAAGGAUUGUGGAGUGACAUGUUCACUUUCUUUAUCAUAUAGUUGGUAUUUGAAGGAUAGAGACAAUGGUUCACCGUUAAUUAUCCAACAUUCGAAUACCGCAUUUGGAAAUACGAAAUAUCUUUCGUCUUCAACUUUCCAGUUGACUUUCUCACCUGUUAUUUCAAUUGGUUUUACUAGAAUUUUAAGUAGAAAUGUAACUUUGACAUUUGAAAUUGUAUCUGGUGGUGAAAAUGUUUCAAUUUCUCAAGAUAUCUUGAUUAUUUCACCUCUGUUGAGAACUAAAGGUUUAGGUAAGAUUCAACCAAGUUCUGGAAUCGCACUUGGUUCCUUAUUUUCAAUAGAGGAAGAUAAGAAUCUUUGGACAGUCUCGGAAGAAAGUAAGAAAUAUCUUGAACCUUUUCAAUUUGCCUUUGGUUUCUUUUACAAUCAAGAAUUAGUAAGAAUCUCUGAUUUUUCCAUAAAUGGGAUGGAUUUAUUGUUCCUUCCAUAUUUGAACGCAAAUAAUAGUAAUGGACAAAGUGAAAAUUUGGAUAUUUAUGUUAUCUGUAAGGAUGCUUUAAAGAAUGAAUAUUCUUCUCUUAUUGGUACUGUUUCAAUUAGUCCAAAUUUGGUAAACACAGUUGAAGAAUUGAAAAAUCAAAUUGAUGAUAUUGCACGCAUUAUUCCUUAUGACUCUUCAUGGAAGUUUAGAGAUCUGAAAGAAUACAGCUCUGUUAUUAUCGAGUCUGUCAGCAAGUUGAGUAUUGACAUUAAUAAUCCAUCAAAUACUUUAACAACUCUUCGACAAUUGACAAGCCAAAGUGUUGCUUCUUCUUACCAAGUUGGUUCUAUCAUUAAUGAUAAGAUUGAUUCUUACUUAUCUUCUUUAAAUCAAGUUUAUAAGAAGGAAAAGGAAACUAAUGGAUAUGUUUCUAAUAGAUUGACAAAUUCUGAUUUGAAGAAUACUUUAUCAAGUGCUAGUAACUUGCUUUUCUUUGGAUUUUCCAAUAUCUCAAGCCUUUGUACUCAAUUAUCAUCCGUUUUAUUGUAUCAACAGUCAACCAAGAUAGUUUCCAACUCAAUUGACUAUUCGAAAUAUUCAACUGAAUUAAUUAACAUUACAGUUUCGUCAUUUGUCAAGAGCAAUUCCAGUAUCAAGGCACUACAAUUCUCUGACAUUUUUCUAGAUUCAGAUUACAUUCUUAACAAGUAUAACGGUUACAAUAAGGAAAUUGGUCUUUCCUUAAUUUCUUACAAUUCGAAACUAUAUAAUUCAAGCCAAACUCAAAUAACCAACUCCAAAGAUUUCACUCUUUAUAUGGGAGGAGAGGCUCUUCCUCUAUCAGAAUUAGUUCAACCUAUCUACAUUUCAUUUUCUGUUCAAAAUUUGACUUCUUUGAAUCAAUCCCUUGUCAAGUGUCAAUUUUGGAAUGAAACAACAGAAAAAUGGGAUAAUCAAGGAUGUUCCUUGCAUGUAUUCAAUCAAGCUACUGGCGAAGUGACCUGUAAAUGCACUCACACUACUCUAUUCGCUGCCUUUGUUGAACAAUCAUUCAAUGAAACUCUGGUUGACCAAGUAGUAUUGAAAGAGUUAUCGAAUUUGUACAUUGCUCAAAUUUCCUUUGGAGUUCUCUUCCUAAUGCUUUCUAGUACAUUACUAGUUGGUUUGAUUAUCAUGAGAAAAUCUCAACCAUUAGCAAGUCGUUUCGUCACACCAUUUAUAGGAAUGAUUGCCUUAAUAGUGGAAUGUAUCUUGUUGCUUAUAACACAGAGAAGCAUUUUAUUGUCAGAACAGAAUGGAUGGUCUGAAUCCACAGCUAUACAAGUGGAAAGUUCAGAUUUGGCAGCCAAUAUUGUUUCGAAUAUUAUCGCCAUUAUUGUAAACACUUUGACUUUGACAGCAAUGUUUGCUUAUUUGUAUCAAAUUUCCAGAUAUCACAUUCUGAAAUAUUUCUAUCACAAGCUUUCCAUCAAGUUUUCCCUCAAUUCUGGUCAAAAAGAAAGUGAACGAAACUUGUCCCUAAUUAGACAGCUCUUGUCAACCAAAGCCAUGAUCACAAUCAUCACUACUUUUGUAAUUUUGAACCUAUUAUACUGGACUCUCUGGGUUAUCCUUGUGAGAACUUCAGCAAUUACAGGAGUUGCCUAUUCUUACAUUGUUUCAAUUUCAUUCACUGUGAUUCUUCUUUGUUUAGGAUUCAUGAUUUGUGGUUUGAUUGGAUUAGAUGUUUUCAUGACUCUUAUGAAUGAGAGAAAGGAAAAGUCAAUUGUCAAUAAUGGUAAUCAAGAAAACGCAAGUCAGUCCAGUAAUUCAUUGCAAAAGUUUGAUAAGGAGGCCACCAAGAAAAUAGCCAAGAUUAGUUUAUGGAAAGCGUAUAAUUGGUUUAUUAAGAUUGACAAUCCUCUCUAUUUUAGAGGUGAAAUGAGUCUUUUCGUGUUGUGUUUCGUAUUUUUGAACAUUUCACAAAUUAUUGGAAUUUCAGGAUUGAGUUAUAAGAAAGGAGAAAAAAUGUCAAGAGUUAAUGAUUCCAUUUCUUUGGUAUUCGAAGUCUUGUACUUGUUCACUUACUUGUUGGUCUUUGGAGGUUAUGCAUUGUUAGUCAGAUUAGUUCAGUUUAUUCAACAAAAGAAGAAACAAUCAUUAUCCAAAAAUAGAGAUUCUUCUGAGAUGGAUGAAUUAAGCCAAAUCUUGAAUAAUGUGGAAGGAUUGAGAUUAUUGGAGCAAUUUAGUGAAAAAGAAUAUUCCUUAGAGAAUUUGCAUUUAUUCUUGGAAAUGAAACACAACCAACAAUUAAUUAAGACAUCUGACAAUAUGGAUGAACUUUAUGUGUUCAUGGAUAACGUUUGGUCAACUUACAUUCAAACAGAUUCCAUUAAGGAAGUUAAUAUUCCAUCCGAUUGUAAACGAAAUUUCUCUAAAGUGAAAAAUUCCCUAUUCGAAAUUGUCAAGCAGCAAGAACCUGAGUUGAAAAAUCAAAAACCAAUUCCAGAAGAAUUGGCAACCGAAUUACAACAAGUAUUUUCUGUAUUGUCUGAUCAAAUUACUUUCAAUUUGAGUGAUACCUUUUCUAGAUUCUCCUUGACUGAUGAAUAUUCCAAUUAUUUGAAUGUAUUGGAAACUCAACAAGAGUUAUUGAACAAAUCCAAGCUAGUUUAG